Calypte anna (Anna's hummingbird) is the source of this 3102-nucleotide messenger RNA. It is a transcript of the gene STK31, whose product is annotated as serine/threonine kinase 31. Bases 1 to 3102 code for a protein of 1033 amino acids. Gene Ontology annotation, biological process: protein phosphorylation. NCBI's taxonomy places the organism in Eukaryota, Metazoa, Chordata, Aves, Apodiformes, Trochilidae. Gene Ontology annotation, molecular function: ATP binding; protein kinase activity. The transcript has 24 exons. The record is from RefSeq and is a predicted model, not a curated record.
AUGGGUGCUUUUCCCUUGGCAGGUAAAAGGGCUGAAGAAGAGCGUGGGGGUGAGGAGGCGGUGGGAGAGAGGGAGUCGGCUGAGAAGCGAAGCCCUGAGGUGCAAGUUGAGCGGGCCUACCCUCUUGCCAUGGAUGGACACACAGAGUGUGACAAAGCUGAAGAUGUUGUGGGCUGCCAUGUUGAAGAUGCUAUAACAUUUUGGGCACAGAAUGUCAGUAGAUCAAAUGACCUCUUGAGUUUGACUUACGCGCUGUCAGAAGCUUGUCCUCGGGCUAAUGCAGUGUUUGGUAAACUUGAUUUCAGUAAGAUUUAUGCUGCCUGUUUUUCCGAAGAUAAAUGUUGGUACAGGUGCAUGGUACAGCAAGUGAUCAACCAUGAAAAGUGUCAGGUAUUAUACAUUGACUUUGGAAAUUCUGAGGUUCUGAAUAGAUCAGACAUAGUUGAAAUUCCACCAAACUUGCAGUGUCCAAGUGUUGCUCAGAAGUACAGGCUCUGGGGACUGCGGUUGUCAACUGAUGAGAACUUAAAUAUGUUUGACCAGGGGAAGAAAUUCUUGAGCAGCCUAGUUUUUGAAAAAGAAAUAAAAAUACAUCGCAAAGCCAAGCAUGAAGAUGGUACCAUUAUUGUCCAGGCAGAAUAUGAAAAAACAGAUAUUGGAGAAGAGGUGGCCAAGGCAGGGUUUGCUGAAAGGUGCACAAUUCCAGGGAACACUACAGACACAGAAUACAGGAAAGCAGACAUCAUGCAAAACCAACAUCAGAAAUUAAAAGUUCCAGUUCCACUGUGGGUUAACAGGCCCGAUCGUGUGCUGAACAGCGCUUCAAAAGGACGCUUUGACCAUGUAGCUGCCAGCUCCAAGAAUCAGUAUUUUACUGGAAACCGUGUGUUUGGCCCAAAGGAAAAAUUGCCAGCUCAUGCCUCAGUGUCGGACACUAGCUUGGCACAAAUAAGGCCAGGUCAGAAGCUCUCUGAAGAUAAAGAAAAUUUCAGAAGGGAGAAUAUAAAUCUCUUGCAGAGGCAGAAGGAUCUAGAACUGAAAGUUCAACAGCUGAAACAUGAACUUCAGAGGGAGAAAGAAGCAUCCAGAAAAACUGUUGAAAGUUAUGAGGAAACCUUACGUACUUUCAUUGGAAUGAAAAUGAAGAGUCUGGCUGCUAAGAUGAAGGCAUUGAAAGAAGCUAGGCAUUCAAACAAGAGCAGUCGUUUUGAGGAGCAGCUCUCACAAGCCAUAGAAGUGGUUACAGAGGGAUGUCUCACUGCUCCCUGUUCCUUGGAAAAGUUGCAGAAGAUUUGGUCAGCGUAUGACUUAGCUCAAGAGAGGAUUCAGUUAUGCACAAACGUGGCUGAAAGAGAUGAAUUGAUCAGCAGCAGAGAUGAGUUGCAGCGAAAUUUGUAUUCAGCAGCAGAAGAAUUAAUUUUGGAAGUAGAUCAACUGCCCCUGACUGAGCGCUCAAGGACAUUACAGGAACUGUCUACUUCUUUGGAGAUGGUGUAUGGUCAAGGUUCUGAAGCAGAUGACUCUGAGGAGGUAUUUCAACAGUUCUUUGAGUGGAGGAAUCUUAAAGUUAAGAAAUUAAUUUGUGUCAGAAAUGAAACAGACACAGCUCUGCAAACGCUUGCUGACUGGUUCAGUGGCACCUUAAAGUGUUUUGACCUGAUGUCUGAAUCAUCUUCAGAUUUAGAGGAAGUAGUUGGCAGUGCAGAUGAAAUUCUCCAAAAGGUUGAGUUGGCUAUUUGUGAGGAGCUGGAUACUGACUUAAAAGAGCAUGAUGAAGCAGACAAGGGAAUAAUUAUGAAUGUUUACAAUAAAAUUAUAAAUAAAGUUCAUCAGGAGCAAAGUAUGAUCACUGUCAUACAGAACAGGUAUUUGGCCAGUGUUGAGUUCAAACAGCAGGCUGAAGAAUGGCUGAAUAAAAGGCCUGAUAUUAGCAGCUUAUUAUCAAUUAAGAAAACUGUGAAAAAGUUAAAAGCCCAGUUAAGGUGGAAGCUGGUUGAAAAGAACAACUUUGAGGAAUCUGAUGAUUACAGUGAGUAUGAAAUGAAAGGAAUAAAAGAGGAAAUUGCUGAUCUGCGAAAUAGAGUUCUUCAAGAAAUAUCCAAGGAACAAGAAGAGUAUGAGAAGCUUGCUUUCUUGGUUCAGAAAUGGUUUCCAGAGUUACCACUCCUUUAUCCAGAAAUAGGAAUUUUAAACUAUAUGAACUCUGGUGGACUUCUGACAAGCAGCCUGGAUCGGGAACUUUUGGAUGCUGAGCCUGUGAAGAAGCUGAGCACAAAGCGGCCUUUGGUGUGUUCAGAAAUUGAGGGCCAGAAGGUUCUUUUAAAGGGGUACUCUGUAGAUGUAAACUCAGAAGUGAAAGUCAUAGAACGAGUUGCCAAGUAUCACAAAGUGUGGGAUCAGCAGAAGGAGAAGUCUGGAUUAUUACAACUGUUGUUUCUUCUUUUCUGCAAGUCGGAUCCUUUGGUGUAUGUAAUGGUCCCAUACUACCCAGGAGCAAGUCUGGGAGCUUUGCAGGCUGAUACUCCCUUAACUUUAGAAGAGGCCUUAAAAGUAAUGAAAGGAGUGGCCCAAGGUCUACAGGCAUUGCAUGGAGCUAAUGUAGUACAUGGAUCUCUUCAUGGAAAUAAUGUUUUUGCUGUGAAUCGAAAACAAGGAAUCGUUGGAGAUUUCGAUUUCACAAAAUCAGAGGAACAACGUGCUGCUGCAAACACUAUGGUUGUCAGUACCUUGAGCUUAGUUUCUCCUGAACUGAAAAUGGGACAGCCAGCUUCUCCAGCCUCUGACAUGUAUGCUUAUGGCUGCCUUCUCUUCUGGCUCUGCGCUCAGGACCAGGAGUUGGGCAUAAGAGAGGAUGGAACACCUGAUGUGAAUGUGGUUGUUAUGGAUGAUAAAGUUAAAUCUCUUCUUCUGAAUUUGUUCUGCUGUAACAGACUGACAGCUGAGCAGGUGCUUAGGGAUGAUUGCUUCCAGCUAGCUAAUGAAAUUCCAGUUUCACCACAACCAAGUGAAGAACAUGAAUCACAUGAAGAACAUGGUUCUGAGAAGACAAAUGAAAAAAAUAGUGAUUUACUGAGGAGAAUGGAGCAAACCCUACUUAACUGA